Molecule: messenger RNA, 5082 nt
Organism: Girardinichthys multiradiatus
Lineage: Eukaryota; Metazoa; Chordata; Actinopteri; Cyprinodontiformes; Goodeidae
Gene: gripap1
Product: GRIP1 associated protein 1
Exons: 29
Coding region: 302-3025 (907 amino acids)
Biological process (GO): neurotransmitter receptor transport, endosome to postsynaptic membrane; regulation of modification of synaptic structure; regulation of neurotransmitter receptor transport, endosome to postsynaptic membrane
Cellular component (GO): postsynaptic recycling endosome; glutamatergic synapse; extrinsic component of postsynaptic early endosome membrane
Source: RefSeq, a predicted model, not a curated record
UUGGCUUUCUUACAAACAGAAGGAUUGCUCUGAUGAUAGUCAGAAAGAAAGAAAACUGAAACUGGGAGGAAAAAACUCUGAAAGACCUCCAGAAAACGCGUUGAUUCAACUUGAACAGACUACAGAAAGCCUGGCUGCUUGGAAGGAGCUCAGAAACAGAUCCAGAACUUUGAACGGUUCUGGCUCUGUGCUCGGUCAUGGAUUCAGUGUCAGAGUGAGACCUCUGUCUUUCCUGACUGUCCUCGCAGCUCUCCUCCCUGUUAGACGCUUGUAGCCUGCUAGCUGGCAGCACUCCGGGAACAUGGCCAUGUCGCAGGCUCUGUCUGAGGAGGAGUUCCACCGGAUGCAGGCUCAACUGUUGGAGCUGCGGACUCAGAACUACCAGCUGUCUGAUGAUCUCAGGAAGAACUCUGCAGAGCUGAACGCCGUCCGUCAGAAGCACGGAGUUCUGGAGAGAGAUUUCAUCAAAGCUCAGAAGGCUUUAAAUAAAAGCAAAAAAGCUCAGGAAGUAGAUGCUCUGCUGAGUGAGAAUGAGAUGCUGCAGGGGAAGCUGCACAGUCAGGAGGAGGACUUCAGGCUGCAGAACACCACCCUAAUGACCGAACUCUCCAAGCUGUGCACGCAGAUUGAGCAGCUGGAACAGGAGAACCAGCGUCUAAAAGAAGGUGGAGGAGCCUCGGUUCUCAACCCAGCUCCUAACUCCACCUCUGGCCCUCUAGAUGGAGAGCUGCUUCGCCUCCAGGCUGAGAACUUCGCCCUGCAGAAGAAACUGAAAGCUCUUCAGGAGCGCUUUGACAGGGAGCUGGAGAGACAGACCAUUGCCCAUGGCAACCAGAGCGCCACCACCGGGACAGAUGAGUCAGCUGACACCAAUGGACUCUCUGAUGUCGCAGCAGGCAUGGAGGAGGCAGCACCACUAGAAGGAAUCAAUCAGAGACAGGGACAGACAGAGACUUGGCUCCAGCAAACAGAGAAGCAGCUUCACGCGCCCCCUUUAGGCUGCAUAGAGAAGAUUGUAGCUAAGCAGGCAGCUGUAGACUGGUCGGCUGCUCUCUGUCCAAUAACUCACUGCUUUGGACCAGAGCUGGAGAUGGCCCUGAACACGGAGCAGGAAGAGAAGAGGCUGCUGAGGGAGCAGGUCCACACACUGGAGGCAUCCAAACAGGCUGACGUCUCCAGACUGCAGGAGGAGAUCGCGAAACUGUCGGACAAGUUAAAGAAAAAACAGGAGAGUUUUCAGCGUCUGCAGACUGAGAAGGAGGCUCUGUACAACGACAGCAGGACAAAGAUUGAUGAGAUCAACCAGAGGAAAGAAGAAGAACUGAAGGCUGUGAACAUCCGCCUGCACAAGCUGCAGUCAGACCUGACAGCAGCCAAUCAGGUGGCAGCAGAGCUGAGAGAGCAGCUGCAGAGCAAAGACAAGGAGCACGAACUGGCUCGGCACACCUUGAAGGACCAGGCGGCCUGUCAGGAGCAGGUGGACAGCAUCCUGCGGGAGAACGAUGCUCUGAGGACAAACCUGGCUGCUCUGGAACAGAUCCAGACUGCCAAGACGCAGGAGAUGAACCUGCUGAGGGACCAGCAGGAGGCGCUGAUGGCUGACCUGCAGAUGAGACGGUCUGAACAGGAGAGUCUGCUAGCCCAGAGAGACGACCUGAACUCUCAGCUGCAGGAGUCAAGUUUUGCCAACAGGAAACUAUUGGAGCAGCUGACAGAAGAAAGUCAGGAGAAGGAGCGGCUGCUACAGGAGCUGGACGACGCCAAGAAGACAGCAGAGAAGAGGAAGGCCAUGCUGGAUGAGAUGGCCACACAGCUGAACCAGGUGAAGUCUGACCACAAGGAGGUGCUGUCAGAUCUUAAACUGCAGCACGAGAAGGAGGUUCUCAGUGUGAGAGCUCGUUAUGAGAAGGAGUUGCGAGUACUCCACGAGGAAAAGAAUCGCUCUGAGGAGGAGAUCAGACAGCAGCUCAGGGAGGAGAAGGGCCGAACAAAGGAGCUGGAGGGUUUGCAGCAGCAGGUGGAGGAGCUGCAGGCUCAGGUUCAGGCCAUGGAGGGUACCAAAGGAUGGUUUGAGAGACGACUUAAGGAAACUGAGGAAAACCUGGAGAAGAAUGCUCUGCAGCAUCAGGAGGACAUUCAGAGGCUUCAGGAAGAACACACACAUCAGCUGGAGGAGAAACAAGCAGAGGUGGAGGGAUGGAAGCAGCAGCUGGAAGAGGUGGGAAAAGAGAGGGAUGAACACAGUGAAACCAUCAGAAAACUCAAACAGGAGAUAAAGGACACUGUGGAUGGUCAGAGGAUUCUGGAAAAGAAGGGCAGCUCAGCGCUGAAGGAUCUGAAGCGGCAGCUGCAGUUGGAGAGGAAACGAGCAGACAAGCUGCAGGAGAGACUGCAGGAGAUCCUGACCAACAGUAAAACCAGGACAGGUCUGGAGGAGCUGGUUCUCUCUGAGAUCAACAGUCCCAGUCGGACCCAGCAGACCGGAGACUCGUCCUCCAUCUCCUCGUUCUCCUAUAAGGAUAUGAUGAAGGAGGCUCAGCCGGCCAAUCAGAACAGGUCCGGAGGAGGCAGUCCUCAGUCCCAGCGUCCUGCUGAGCUCUCUGAUGAUGAGGUUGGGGAGCUGUUCCAUCGGCUUGCUGAGGUCCAACAGGAGAAGUGGAUGCUGGAGGAGAAGGUAAAACAUCUGGAGGUGAGCUGCUCGUCCAUGGCUGAAGACAUCUGCAGGAAGAGCGCCAUCAUCGAGACCUACGUGAUGGACAGUCGCAGAGACGUGUCGGGCAGCGCGGUUGGAGGUCACGCAGGCCCUCAGGGAGACAGAGGAGGUCUGGGCUCGGUCCUCAGGGAUCUGGUGAAACCUGGAGACGAGAACCUGAGAGAGAUGAACAAGAAACUGCAGAACAUGUUGGAGGAGCAACUGACCAAGAACAUGCACCUGCAGAAGGACCUGGAGCUUCUGUCCCAGGAAUUAGUCCGGCUCAGUAAGGAGAGCAGUCCAGGUGGCAGCAGUGCAGUUGGUUCUGGAUGAGACUAUAACCCGGAUCUAUCCUGCUCGCUUCUUUCCUUCUCACUUGCUGCAUUCACAUCCUGCUGUGGGCUCUGUCUACUGCCUGAUGCCUGUACAAGCUCCUGGGUGGGACUAGAUGCUGGAUUGUUUUCCAUCUGUCUGUUCAUGAAGCAGAGGAACCAGAGGGUUACAGAGAUGGAGAAGACUUGGACGAGCCAACAGGAGCACUGACGACCUAAACAGCUGCUCUCAUUUCAUUUGUCUCUGUUGAAUGUACUGUAAUUAGACUGCACCAUUCCUAUCUCUGGGUCCGGCUAUGUCCUGGAAAACUCACAUUACAACUGACUGUCAAUCUUAGAGCAUGCUUCAAACUGACCUCAUUUGUUCCUGUGUGCAUUAACUCUGGGACCUGACUAUGUACUGGAAUCAUAUCUGAAACAGUCACCAUGACAACUGAGCAGAGAUGGAUUGGAUUUACAGUUUUAACGCAUUUAUUGAUCGAUCAGCUUUGGUUGCCAUGGUUACUGACACGUUCCUCCCACGUUCACCUGAAAACACGACGCUCCUCACUACAACAUGUUUCAACGAUGGAACCCAAAAUGUCCAACCUCAGUACAGAUCGAAGCACCACAGAAGCCCAGGAAGACAAACCAGGCUAGUUUCUGCCACUAGAUGGCGCUAGAACCUUCUGUUUACCAGUUAACCACCAGCAGCAGAUGGUUCAACUGGUUCCAUCCAAAUAUCUGCUCCAGUCUAGGUUUAGUUUCAUCACCGAGAGGCAGAAACGUUCUGAAUCACUCUGUCCUCUGGGUUUAUAAAGCUACACAUUUGGUUCUAAAAGAUUUUGCCUGGAUUCUGUCUGUAACCACAAACAGAACCACACAGUCCACUGAUGCAUCGUCCGUCCUGGGUGUGUCACAAAGAAGAUCUGUUUUAUUUGAUGUCUUGGUUCUGAAACUGUAUCAGGAACCGAAACUGAGCAGACCGGAUUCUGCAGAACAGCUGAGGUGUUGAACAGGUCCACUGUAAAUAGUGAUCCAUUCAGCAGGUUCAGGGUAGGUUUCUGAGCACCAGAUCAGGUUUUGGUUUGUGUUAAACGUGGUCACACUGGGUCAGUCUCCAGCGUUCCAGACAUUUAUAAAUGUCUGGAAAAGAUUGAAUGGAUCCAUUUUAAGUUUGUAGGUUCUAUGGGUCCUGAACUGUAGAACCUAGAACUAUGUGUGAAGUCCACAGAACCAUCACCCUCCUGUAGAUGUUGGUGUAAAACAAGAGGUUCCACUGAAUCUUUUAGGCGCAAACAGAUGGUCUUCUAAGUUGGAUCUGUUGACCCCUACUAAAGCAGAACCCAUUGAAAUGGAUCAGUGAGUCCUUGUUCUGCUGACGUUUGUUCUCUAGCAUGCUGUGGUCCAGCUGUCUGACAUGUUCUGGAACUCCUCUGAUGCAGAACUAGAACCGCCUCAAUCAGUUCAGACAAGUUAUGAAUGAAAUUCAGAACAGAACACGAUGUUUCCAUUCUUCCUGGAUCAGCUGCUUGAAUGCUGGGAUCAUUGGUUUUAACUGGAUUCAGAACUGCUGCUGAUACUGGUUUUGGUUGGAUUCCUCAGACAGCUCGGCUUUUUUCUGGGCUCUGUCUACAUACGAGAUUUACCUGGAAAUGUUCAGCUUCUGUCCGGCUCAGUCUACUUUCAGCAGAACUUCCAUUUUAACCACAUUUUCACAGCAGGUUUUUAACUUUAGGGUUCUGACUACAUCCUGGGAUUCACUCUGCUCCUGGCCGGCUCUGGCUACAUCCUGGACUCUGUGUUUUGGACUGGCAUCGUCCCGGCCCACUCAGGAAGAAACUCUCCUGUUUUUUGUACAGCUUCAGGAACUUUGAACUUGUGAUAUUUUCUGAAACAUCUGAACUCUGAAGAGGUUUGUGUGACGUUUGGCUGAACUGGGAUCAGAUCUAUGUUUGUGUGUAACAUCUGUAAAUAGUUGCAGUGAUAUGAACAAUGAACUGGUCUAUUUAUGUCUAAUCGUCAUGACGCUAAUUAUUGUAUCUAUGGAGAGAUAUAAAAUACUGUCUGCAAACAACA